This is a messenger RNA of Triticum aestivum (bread wheat), 1386 nucleotides long. Its product is annotated as diacylglycerol O-acyltransferase 2D. Gene Ontology annotation, biological process: triglyceride biosynthetic process. Bases 155 to 1159 code for a protein of 334 amino acids. Gene Ontology annotation, cellular component: endoplasmic reticulum membrane. Lineage: Eukaryota; Viridiplantae; Streptophyta; Magnoliopsida; Poales; Poaceae. The transcript has 10 exons. The record is from RefSeq and is a predicted model, not a curated record. Gene Ontology annotation, molecular function: diacylglycerol O-acyltransferase activity.
UGCACCAGUUGAAGCGUUUCACAGGAUAUGUCCUCUCAUAAAGCCAGCACAAUGUUCUCAAAGAUCCACUAGAGCAACGGACCAACCGUCCUGCGUGCAUGCUAUAGUGCAAGACUCAAUUAGAGCUUCUCGCAUCGCCGCAGGUUUAGUGUCAAUGGGCACCGCCGUCGCUACGGCCUACACUAUGGCGAGGGAGAAUGAGGAGGAUGGUUCGACAGUGUUCCGGCCAGGCACGGCGGCUUCGUCGCCGGUGCGCACUGUGGUGGCUUUAGCGUUGUGGCUUGGAGCCAUCCACUUCAAUCUGUUGCUUGUCUUGGCAUCCGUCUUCGUCUUCCCCGGACGCAUUGCCGCCUUGGUACUAGGCACGCAGCUCCUCUUCAUGUUCGCUCCUGUGAGUAACACUAACGGAUGGGGGCGAAACAUCGCCAGGUUCAUAUGCAAACACGCGGCCGACUACUUCCCCAUCACUUUGCAUGUGGUGGACUACAAUGCAUUUGAUCCCAAUACAGCUUACGUGUUUGGUUAUGAGCCGCACUGCGCUAUGCCCUUGGGCUUGUGGGUCCUUGCAGCCCCAAUGGGGUUUAUGCCUCUGCCAAAGAUGAAGAUCUUAGCUAGUAGCGCGGCAUUCUACACACCUUUCCAGCGGCAAAUAUGGACCUGGCUAGGGUUAGUUCCGGCAUCGAGAAAGAACUUCUCCUACUAUCUCGGAGCCGGCUAUAGUUGUGCCGUUGUGCCAGGAGGCCUGCGUGAGAUGCGAUAUAUGGAUCAUGAAUCUGACUCAGAAGUUGCUUUCAUUAGAUCAAGAAAAGGAUUCGUAAGAAUAGCCAUUCAAACUGGUUGCCCUUUAGUCCCAGUGUUCUGCUUUGGACAAGAUCGUGUUUACAAUUGGUGGAGACCCGGAAGUAAUUUACUUGUUAAGAUUGCUGGAUUACUCAAAGCUCCCGCAAUUGUCUUCUGGGGUAAAUUCGGAACCUUCAUACCAUUUCGGUUGCCUAUGCAUGUGUUUGUUGGAAGACCUAUUGAAGUAACGAAAAAUAACCAACCUACAAUGGAUGAGAUAAAUGAAGUGCACGAAAAAUUUGUGAUGGCUCUGCAGGAGUUGUUCAACAAGCACAAGUAUAAAGUUGGAUGCCCUAACCUCCAACUACAAGUCAUAUGAGGCAACAAGUCUUGCACAACAUGUACGAGAAUAAAUAGUCAGCGUUGUUACCUUAAAGUACCGCAAAAAUUGUGUGCUAGAUAGAGCCAAUACAUGAAGGCUCAACAUUAUCGUUUUUCUGAAAGGGACAUCCGUAUGCUAAUGAUGACUGUGCAUGAAUGAAUUGUUCUCAUUUUACUUGAUGAUGUUACUCAUACUUUAAAUAAAUAUGAUUGUGUGCAUUGUAA